UCGUGAAAUGGAGUACCAGGAUUUAUUGAAGGUGAAUUUCAGAUGGUGGAGCAAGUAUUGUGGACUAAAAAUACGAAUAUCAGGAAGAUCACAAAGGUUUUCAUCAGUUAUCCUUCGACGGUAAUCCUGUAGGACCCCUGGUGCCUCCUAAACUAGCCAGGACGUCCAUAACAACAUUUUGUUACCUCGAGAAUAAUAUGAAUCGAAGAUAAUAUCUGAGAACGCCGCUACUACCAGAAGGAAUUGUUCAAUUUCGUUCAUUUUUUCCUUAAAUGUUCUUAUCAUUAACGUAGUGGAUAUUUUGCCGUGACCAGCUAAGUUUCUACUAACGCUAUUUUACCAAUUUAACAUGAAUAAAGACGGAAGAGUUCUGAAGAGGAAAAAGUAUCGUCGUAUAAAACGUGUCAUCAAUCACCCAAAUUCUCUUUUUGACAAAUGGCUUCAAGAAUGGCAAGCAGAUGCAGAACUUAAAAACUCUAACAUGAAGUACAACUAUCAGAGGGCUAGGAAAUCACUUCGGCUGUUUCCAUUGCCACUCUACUCGGGCAAAGACUGCAAGGUCAUUGCAAAUUUUGGGGAGAAGAUCUGCGAGAAGCUCGACCGACACUUGCAACAACACACAGAGGAAAAUGGACCAAUUGACUGGGAUGAGAUUCAUAAGGUUAGCCAUGACCCACCAAAGAAGAAAGUAAGAAAGAAGACAGUUAGAGUCAGCAUUGUUCCAGAAGUGAGAGAUGAAGUACUUGAAUCUCCUUCAAAGAUAUCCAAGGAAAUUAUCAAGAAAAAGAGAAAAGUACGGGAAUAUGUGCCAGCGGCCAGAUCUGGUGCUUAUGCCUUGCUUGUUGCUCUCUUUGAAGCAUCAAAACCAAAUAAUUUUCCUGGAUAUAUGAAGAAGACAGAAUUAAUGGAAGUUGCUCAACCACUGUGUGAUGCUUCAUUCACUCAUGCUUCUGAGGGCUCUCGCUAUACUGCCUGGUCCUGCAUGAGUACUCUUAUCAAGAAGGAACUUGUCACAAGAGAAAGCAGUCCAGCUAGAUAUAGCUUAACUCCAGAAGGGGAAGCAUUAGCAGCCAAGUUAAUGGCUGCUGGAAGCAGUGAUACACUUAGCCAGGCUUCUUUAUCACACUCACCUAUGUACGACUCUGAUGAAAUUACAAUAGUGGAGUCAAGAACCUGCAGUGCUUCUAGCUUGGCUAGUAGCAUAGUGGAUUACUCUAAGGAUAUGAGAAAUGUUCAUGGUACUAACAAAAAUAAUAAGAGUCUAUCAUCUCUUGCAUGUAAUUCAAGAAUUCCAAAGGAAACCAUGAAUUCUGAUAAUUUUGAGAGGAGCACACCAUUACCAUCUACAUUAUGUACCACUGUCACAAAGAAUCUUCAGCAAGACAGGGGUGAUACUGAAUUUUAUUUUAACAAAAAUACAUCAGAUAAUUUAUCACCUGAUGAAGAAAUUACUGACUCUAUUUCAAAUUUUGGAAAAAGAAAAGCACCAUUGUGCAGCACCUAUAAGAAUGUUCAAGUUUCACCAUCAAAGAGAAGGCAACAGUUGACUCCUCCCACUCACCAGUUUAUGUUCCUUCCCAGAGAAUAUGAAAUAGUGUUAUGUAUUGAUAAUGCAGAGACAAGUGGAGGAUGCACUGGAGGAAAACGAAGUACUAAGGACAUUAUUAUCAAAGAAUUAGACAGACAUGGAAUUAAGUAUGAUGUACGUAAGCUACAUAUUGGUGACUUCUUAUGGGUGUGUCAAGAACGCCUCUCACUAAAUUUUGGUCCCAGAGGAGUUAAGGAGAAGCCUCGAGAACUAGUGUUGCCGUAUAUCAUUGAACGUAAGAGAAUGGAUGACCUCGCCUCAAGCAUCAAAGAUGGAAGGUUCCGUGAACAAAAGUUCCGUCUCAAGAAGUGUGGCCUUACCAAGCCCAUGUAUCUUGUGGAGGAAUAUGGAAGUCAGAAUCUCAGGUGAAGUGUUACUGUAUAAAGUUUCUACCAGGACAGCGAUGAAGAAAGUGAUUACAGAUGUAACUUCGAUAAUCUGGGUCAAUAGAUUUGUGAAAAGAGGCUGAGAAUAUGGGCUUAGCGUUAAUGCUGUAAAAUAGAAGUACUGUACUGUACAAGUUGUUUCCAAAUAAAAAAUAAAUUACAAGUUAAGAACUACGGUAAGCAACCCGGACCUUAAACAGAUGGAAAAUUGUAAAUACAUAACUUUGUAAAUAACAUACAGUAAGCUGUACUGUAUGAUCAGUACUGUUGUAUGAUUAAGAAGCAUAGAUACUCUUAUCAAACACUAGAAGGAAUGUAGAGGUCUUCAAAAUGUGACAUAUCAGAUAAACCUUAAUGAAUUACCUGG
Messenger RNA from Homarus americanus (American lobster), 2341 nucleotides. RefSeq names its product crossover junction endonuclease MUS81-like (gene mus81). Gene Ontology annotation, biological process: resolution of meiotic recombination intermediates; DNA catabolic process; mitotic intra-S DNA damage checkpoint signaling. Lineage: Eukaryota; Metazoa; Arthropoda; Malacostraca; Decapoda; Nephropidae. The record is from RefSeq and is a predicted model, not a curated record. Gene Ontology annotation, molecular function: 3'-flap endonuclease activity; crossover junction DNA endonuclease activity; DNA binding. Gene Ontology annotation, cellular component: nucleus; Holliday junction resolvase complex. The coding region runs from base 350 to 1957 and encodes 535 amino acids. The transcript is spliced from 10 exons.